AUGCUUGUUGAUCUGCAAACUUUUUCUAAGACAAAAAUGAAGAAAGUUUACGGUGAUGAUGAUGAGGACGAAGCCGACCGAGGAUGUGGCUUUGGUGAAAUAAACAGUGACAUGAGAUAUGAGGCACAAACUGAUGAUUCGUCUGCUGGUGGAGCCGCUAGCAUGGCGGCCUACGAUCGAGUCAACGAUCCUCUCCUGAAGCUACCAUUUUCCGUUACCCUAGACUUGAUGAACACACUGGACAUUGACAGAGGAUGGGAAUUAGUAGCGGCGGAAGCAGGAUUUACAUUUGAUCGCAUCCAGCAGCUCGGCUUUAAACUAACUCAGAAUGCCAGUCCUACGCGUUCACUUCUAUGGCAGCUUGGCUCUCUCAACUACACAGUUCAGGAUCUCUAUGAAAUACUGAGACUUGCAAAAAGGGUGAGAGAGAUGCGGACCUUGGAGGCUUAUGUUAAAGAAGGAGGUAUGAAAGGUGCAGCGGUGAAACCGAAAAGUCCUCCAUCAUCUUUGUCUUCACUGCUCACUCAGAUCAAAGAGUCAGACCAGAGAUCCCAAGGGAGGCAAGGAAUGAGUUUGAGUAGUCAAGGAAGUGAGCUUAACUUUAACAAACCAUCAUCCCCUAUAGACAAAGCCAAAGUCAUUCCAUCAAAGAAUUAUGAAGAUAAGGUCAUUCCAGGCACAAAUUCACCCCAGUUUCACCCAUUAAAAGAGGCAAAUGGCAAAAUUUCUAGGAACAUGCCAUCAAAUCCUCACAUUUCCCUGCCAACUGUGUUGCUCCGGACAGAAGGCUACACGUCCUUGCCACCUCUUUGUCAGCCAUUCUCUCAACAGCAAGGACCCAGGACAGAGGGAGUGGAGAAUAUACCACUUAGUAUUCAUCACAGUUUUGCGGCAAACAAGAGCAGCCCAGCUCACAGUGUUGCUGCUUCUAGUUUAAACAGUGAACAGAAGUUGGAUGCUUCUUCUUCAGCAUCAUCAGAUCAUGACAAUCCCGGCAGCAAAGUCUCUUUCAGCUACAGAGAGCUGCUCAAUGCUACUGAUGGGUUUCACAAAAACAAGAUCCUAGGAGAAGGAGCUUUCGGAAAUGUUUAUAAGGGCACCUUGCACCAACAGGAGUGUGCUAUCAAGCGGUUAUAUUCUUCAACAACUGAAAGCAAGAAGUCCGACCAAGUGAAGUCUGAGCUUGCAGCUCUGCUUAAGUAUCGGCAUGAGAAUAUUGUCCCACUGUAUGGAUACGCUGAAAAUGCAUCUGAGCUUUGUCUGGUGUAUCAGUACAUGGUGAAUGGAUCUCUUGAGGAUAGACUGCUACAUAAGAAUGACACACCAUCACUUACCUGGGAGCGACGACUGAAUAUCUUGAUUGGUUCUUGCAAAGGACUUAACUUUCUGCACACAAUGGGAGACCCCCCUCUCAUUCAUGGUGACAUUAAAAGCGCAAACAUUCUUCUUGAUCAGUAUUUGGAGGCCAAGCUGGGAGACUUUGGUCAGGCCAAGUAUGCAACCAGGAGCAGCAGUACAGACACAACUGGCUUCACACACAUCACUGUUGCGGAGACCACCACCAGGUUGUUUGGCACCAAGGCUUACCUGGCUCCAGAGCUGAUCAGCAAUGGCACCCAGUCUGUGAAGUCAGAUAUUUAUGCUUUUGGAGUGAUUUUUAUGGAAGUCUGCAGUGGCUUAAAGGCCUAUGACCAGAGCAGAAAUGUUGGCACAUUUUUGGUAGACUACUUCCGAAAUGAGGUUGCAGACAAAGAAGAAAGUUUGUGGAAGGAACAUUUCCAGGACAGAACUUUGCUUGAUGUGUCUCAUGACAUCUUCAUUCUUGUGUUGAAGCUUGCUUUAAAAUGUGUGAACACAGCCAAGAAAGCUAGGCCUGACACCAAAAAGCUUCUGGGUGAAUUGAAACUUUUGUACAUCAAGAAUCAAGAAAGAAAUGGAGAUGAUGAAACCUGUAGCAGCAUCUCAACUUCUCUUCAAAUAGAUUCUCGUCUCACAAACAGCUCACGUUUCCUGACAAGCAACAUGGAGAGUCAGCUUGAAGACCCAUCUGCUCCUCAUGUGUCUGCACCCGAUCAGCACAUGUACAUACGACAACAGCUGCUCAAUUAUGAACCUGCAUCACAAAAACUGCCUGAUCAGCCCAGACCUCCUGUAAAAGAACCGCUAGUACAGAAGCAGAUAGAUGCGGCUGCUUGCUCAAUAAAUCAUUCACAAACUACAGUGGAUCUGAGAGAUCAUUCAAGUGCAGACAACCCAUCCAAGAGUUUUCCACCAAGUGUACCACUGUCUGUGCCCUUGUUAUUGCAGGAGGCCUAUGACAGGCAACAAGGGAGAGAAAUCAUUGAUAGAUUAUCUGGAGUGUUCAAGAAGGAAGAGGAACGGGAAGUGGAAGAAUACCCUUCUGAUCCUAAGAAGUUGCAGAAAAUUGAUUAUUUUGACAUGGGGCAGCAGAAUAAUAUGCCCUCCAAUUGCAGCGUCUUCCAGAAAGGCAAUCCAGAACCUGAUGGUUUUCCGAAAGCUGAUCCGAAAAAACUGGCCCAGCUGAUGGCUUUUGAAGAAGCUAAUUUUGGGACAGGUGAUCAUUCAGCGAGUGAACCCCACCUGUUUGAAUUGUGA
Messenger RNA from Candidula unifasciata, 2616 nucleotides. The record is from the annotation of a GenBank genome assembly. NCBI's taxonomy places the organism in Eukaryota, Metazoa, Mollusca, Gastropoda, Stylommatophora, Geomitridae.